UCCGGUUAGUUCAGUCGGUUCAGCAGCUCAGCUGUUUUGUUUCGGACUCUUUAAUCAAAACAUUAAAAACAAACUGAAUAAACUUUCUGCUGCCAGCUUCCGGUGUGGAUUACCGGCUUUUUACCGGACAUUAGCAGGAUUCAUGAGGAUGGCCGAGCCGAGCAGAAGAUUCCUCCCUCACUGACAGAAGAAGAAGGAGGAGCAGGAGGAGCAGGAGGUGCAGGAGUAGCAGGAGGAGCAGGAGGAGCAUUAGGGGGAGCAGGAAGAGCAGGAGCAGGAGGAGCAGGGAUGGAGCGUGCUCACAGCCUCCUGCUGAAUGAGGAGGCGUACAGUCAGCUGGCCGAACAUCAGAAGGCAGAGUUCAUCUUUGAAUGGUUGAACCACCUGAAGAAGCUGCUAGCUGCCUCUGAUAGGGCUGAGAUCAAACAGAACCAGCGCCGUCUGGCCGAGCAGCUAACGAGCGUUCUGAUUGGCUCUCCCGGCCCGCCCACCCGCUGGCUGCUGGCCCACUGUCUGGCCGUGCUGUACCGCCUGGGAGACCCCGUACCUGCCAGCCUAUUGGUGGAGAGGUGCAAUGACAUCAUCCGAAGCAAAGACGACUCGCCGUCAGGCCUUCCGACACGACUGGCGGCCGUGGCGUGUCUCGGCGCUUUGUUCGAGCAGCUCGGUCGGCUGCUCGUCGGCUUGUUCAAAGAAACUCUGACCAACCUGCUGAAGGCCAUGAAGAACGCAGAGUCUCAGGGUCGCUAUGAGAUCAUGUCGAGCGUGGAGAAGAUGCUGCAAGGUUUGGGAGUGAGCGCCGUGCCGGGUCACCGUGACGUCUACAAGGCAGCGAGGGCUUGUCUGACCGACCGCUCCAUGUCUGUCCGCUGCGCCGCCGCCAAGUGUCUGCUGGAGCUUCAGAGGGAGGCGGCGUUCCUGUGGAGCAGCGAGCUGGAGAACGUCGCCACGCUUUGCUUCAGAGCCUUCGAAGGAUCCAACUACAACGUCAGAGUGUCGGUGGCCACACUGCUGGGAACGCUGCUGGCCGCCGCCGUGGAGCCUCGACAUCCUGCCGCAGCCCCCCGGCCGAGCGGGCGGGGCCGCAGCUCUCUGGAGGAGGUGAUGGAUUUGUUGUCGGGGGGCUUCCUGCGGGGCGGGGCGGGGUUCCUGAGAGCCAGCGGAGACAUGCUGAAAGGGAUGAGCUCCGUCGGCAAGGACGUCCGAAUAGGAGUCACUCAGGCCUGUGUGGUCUUCGUCUCCUCUCUCGGUGCGUCCUGGUUGGAGGUGAACUUCUCCUCCUUCCUGUCUCUCCUGAUGGAGUUGGCGUCUCACAGCAGAGCGACUCAGACUCCUGCUGACGCUGUGGUGACCCGCCGCUGCGUCUCCUUCAUCCUAAGGAGCACGCUCGGCUCGCUGCUGGGCGAGAAGGCUCAGACCAACGCCGCCAAGCAGCUGUGUGUCGCCGUGGCAACGCAGAAACGAGCCAUCGAUGCAGCUCUGACUGAUGGGAACAUGGAGACCAGAGUUUCUUCCUCAGACGUCUCAGCUAGUCAACACGUGUUGAUCUGCUGUCUGCUGGAGCUCGGACGCCUCAUCCAGGGACUCGGAUCCACCGCCGCCCCCCUCCUGACGGACAGCAGCACGGCCCUACUGGACACGGUGAUCUCCGUCCUCCUCCACCCCGUCGCCUCGGCACGGCUCGCCGCCGCCUGGUGUCUGCGCUGCGUUGCCAUGGCGAUGCCGUCCCAGUGCUCGCCGCUGCUUGACCGCUGCGCCGAGCGGCUGGUGGCGCUCAAGUCUUCCCCUGAAGCCGUGGCCGGGUACGGAGCCGCUGUCGCCGCCCUGGUGGCCGCGGUGCAGCACUGUCCGCUGGGAAUACCUCACACCAAGGGCAAGGUGGUGUUGAGUCUGGCUGAAGAUCUGCUGCGUUCAGCCUCUCAGAACAGUCGUAUCUCUCUGCAGAGGACUCAGGCCGGCUGGCUGCUCGUCUCCUCUCUCAUCACUCUGGGUCCAGCUGUCGUGGAGCAUCAUCUCUCCCGUCUCCUCAUCCUGUGGCGCUGUGUGUUUCCCGCCUCUCUCAGGGAGCAGGAGAUGGAGCUGCGACGAGGGGACUACUUCACGUGGCAGGUUACGCUGGAGGGGCGAGCUGGGGCGCUCUGCGCGAUGAAGAACCUGCUGCUGCACUGCAGAGAGCUCGUCACCGAUGACGUCAUCAGCCGGCUGCUCACACCGUUAGCCUGCGCUGUGGCCCUGCUCACCAAGUUGCCGGCUCUCGUCAGGUCUUACAGCAGUUCAGUGCGUUUGUGGUCGGUUGUUUACAGACUGAGAGUCUACGAGCUGCUGGCUCAACUUCCUCCUCAAACCUACCAAGAGAGUUUUGGUUUGGUGAUGAACCAGCUGGUGUCUGAUCUGUCGGGUCAGGACAACCUGAACCAGGCGUGUUCAGAGUUGACCCUGCUGCCCACUUUCUGUCACCAUGACGACCUGCAGCUGGUCGGCCCCGCCCUCCACGACACCGACCAGAGAUACAUCGAGGAACAGCUCCACGGCAGCAGUGUGGGAGGAGGCUCUCUGGACAACGACCCCUUCAGUCUGUGUGAGAGGACUGAGGAAGCUCCCGCUCCUCUUCCUCCUCCCGUCGCCCUGACCGCCGCCGCAGUCCAACUCUUCGGAGCGCUCUUCCCCCACAUCAUCUCCGCUCAGAGAGUGAGGAUACUGGAGCAGUUUGUAGAGACGGUGAAUCAGCUGAAGGGUCAACGCCAGCAAACCGUCCAGACUCACAUCUGCGCUGCCCUCUGCAGUCUGCUCAAGCAGCAGGGGAGCGUUCGGGGGUCUCUGGGCCCGGAUGAGAUGCGUCCCCCGGUGUUGUCCCUCCUGUCGGGGGCGCUUGAGAGCAUCAGUCCUCUGCUGCGCUGCCUAGCUGCUGAAGGCCUGGCUCGGCUGGUGCAGCUGGUGGGAGACGCUGGCUUCACCGUGUCCGUGUCCCUGCUCUGCUUCGACAGGCUGAAGACAGCGAGGGACGCAGCCUCUCGCAGCGGCUACACUCUGGCUCUCGGAGCGCUGCAUCGCUACACUGGAGGCAUCAGCUCACCUCAGCACCUGUCCACCUGUCUGGGAGUCCUGUUCACUCUGAGCCAGGACAGCACCUCACCUGAGGUCCAGACCUGGUCUCUCCACAGUCUCUCUCUAGUAGUCGACCUGUCCGGUGGUCUCUAUCGGCUCUCGGCUCGACUGAGGCCGUCCUUCACUCUGGUGCUGCGGUGCUGCCUGUCGGCGUCGCCUACUCACCCUGAGGUGCAUCACAGCCUGGGCCGCUGCCUGCAUGCUCUCAACUGCCUGGGCCCCGACCUGCAGGGUGACGGCGCGGCGCUGUCCGCUCUGCGCUCCAGCUGUCUGGUGGGUUGUGAGGUGAUGCGGGACGGUCCGGACUGUCUGGUUCAGGCCAGAGCUAUUUCCUGUCUGCAGCAGCUACACAUGUUCUCACCGCCACACGUCAACCUGGGCCUCGUACCUGCGCUCUGUGUGAGUACACCUGAACCACACCUGGAUACACCUGAGUACACCUGAACACACCUGAAUAACUACCUGAAUACACCUGAAUACACCUGAACACACCUGAAUAACUACCUGAAUACACCUGAACACACCUGAAUACACCUGAACACACCUGAAUACACCUGAAUAACAACCUGAACACACCUGAAUAC
This is a messenger RNA of Scomber scombrus (Atlantic mackerel), 3689 nucleotides long. RefSeq names its product HEAT repeat-containing protein 5A-like. NCBI's taxonomy places the organism in Eukaryota, Metazoa, Chordata, Actinopteri, Scombriformes, Scombridae. The record is from RefSeq and is a predicted model, not a curated record. Gene Ontology annotation, cellular component: Golgi apparatus; membrane; endocytic vesicle. Gene Ontology annotation, biological process: endocytosis; retrograde transport, endosome to Golgi; intracellular protein localization.